ACGCAAAGAUGGCAUCCAAGCCGAGUCUCACAAAUCUUCCAUAAACAGAUCUGGCACAGGGCCACUACUUUCGGUCGAUUGCUAGUCUACGGAAACCCCUCGUCUUCAGACCUCGUCAUCCUCCUCAUUGGGUUCAUAUCCUCGGUUGCCUCUGGCGUUCCAUUCCCCAUAAUGUCGAUUGUUUUCGGACAGCUUGUCGACGGACUCAACUCGGCAACUUGCGGGGUUAAGAACUCCACCGCCGAGUCGUACCAGUCGGGGAUCAAUAGCAAGAUCCUGAUGAUCGUAUACGUCGGUAUCGCCUACUUCGCCUUGAUCUACAUCUACUCGCUUUGCUGGAAUCUUUCAGGUGAGCGGCUGGCACAGCGCCUGCGAGAGAAAUACUUCAGAGCUAUCCUACGCCAGGAUGCGGCGUUCUUCGAUAAUUUGCCAGCUGGGGAGGUGUCUGCGCGGAUUACUGGACAAAUAUCUGUUGUGCAGCAAGGUGCAAAUGAAAAGGUUGGCAUUGUGAUCAAUAGUGUCUCUUUCUUUAUCGCUGCCUAUGUGGUGGCGUUUAUAAAGGACCCUAAGCUUGCUGGUAUACUGGUCUCACUCACCCCAGCAUACCUCUUGAUGGCAUUGGGUGGUGGAUACUUUGUGCAGAAGUUUUUUGCACAGGCAAUGGAGGGCACGACCAAGGCAUCGUCUGUUGCACUGGAAGCCUUUUCCAACACAAUGAUCGUCCAUGCCUUUUCAGCGAAUGCUCGUCUCGAGGAGAAAUUCGUCGAAGUUUUGAAUCCAACCCUUGCAGCUGGAGUGUGGAAAUCAAUCGCCAUGGCGAGUCAAGCAGGGCUGUUAUAUUUUAUCGCUUUCUCAGCGAAUGGUAUUGCCUUUUGGCAAGGAUCCCGGCAAAUAGCCGACGCCGUUGAAUCGGAUGGUGGUAUUUCGGUCGGCCAUAUCUUCACUGUCAUUCUUAUUCUUGUGGAUGCGUCUCUUAUCCUCAGCCAAGCUGCCCCUUUCCUAAAAAGCUUCGACGCCGCCGCCGUGGCGUUCCGCAAAUUGGAGUCCGAUAUCGAGCACCCAUCAGCCAUUGAUGGUACUUCUGAAAAAACUGGCCAUGUGCUACCAGAAGUGACAGGAACCAUCGAGCUACGCAAUGUAUCAUUCACUUUUUCGUCCCGUCCAGACAAGCCCGUGCUGCAGAACCUAUCUUUGACCUGCCCAGCCGGCCAACAGACAGCCAUCGUUGGCCUUUCAGGCAGUGGAAAAUCCACGGUCGCUGGGCUGAUCGCUCGGUUCUACGACGUGGACGAUGGAACUGUUCUUUUGGAUGGGCAUGAUGUGAAAGACCUCAAUGUGCGAUCUGUCCGAAGCUAUAUCAGUCUCGUACAACAGGAGCCUUACCUCCUGGAUCGGUCUAUUUUGGAGAACAUAGCCCUGGGACUCGUCAACUCACCCAAGCAUGAGCAUUUGCGUACAUUACUGAUGAGCAACUCCCUGGCUGAGAUUGCAACAGCAGUCCGAGACGGUCAAGACUUGGUUACAGCCUCAUUAGCAAACAGCCCUGACGCCCGAGAGAUCGUGGAAUUAGUGCUUAAUGCUGCUCUGCUGGCCGAUGCAAACGGAUUCAUCGAGCGACUGGAGGAAGGAUAUGGAACGCUUGUUGGAUCCAAGGGAAACCUCAUCAGUGGUGGCCAGAAACAGCGUAUCUCACUGGCGCGUGCUUUGGUGAAAGAUCCGCGAAUUCUCAUUCUCGACGAGGCUACUGCUUCACUCGACUCGGCAACAGAGGCACGUAUCCAACUGGCUUUGGAGAACGUGGCAGCUGGUCGAACUGUCAUUACUAUUGCGCACCGGCUCUCGACUAUCAAAAAUGCCGACAAUAUCAUCGUCAUGCGACAGGGUAGACUGGUUGAGCAAGGGACGCACCAUAAUCUUAUCGAGGCUAAUGGAGCAUAUGCCGAGCUUGUUCGUCUCCAAAACCUCAAUGUCCACGGCGGUGAAAGUGGGGAUACCGACGGUGUCUCGUCUAGCUCUGGCUCCUCCACACAAGAGUUCCACGAAAAGACAGGUGCUCGUGAAACAGAGGUCGUGGAUGAUAUCACGGAGGGAGGCAAUGCUGCUCUGCCCGAGAAGGAGGCCCCGGGAAAAGAAUCCGAGCAACAGCGGAGUUUUGCAUCGACCAUACGCUCCAUGGGCUCGCUCUUCCGACCGUACUCAUUUGUUCUAAUCCUGGCCAUCACCGGAGCGGUGGUCAUCGGUGGCACAUAUUGUGGUUCAGCCGUGAUCUUCGGUAACGUCGUGGGGAAACUGAGUGGCUGCGAUGAACCUGACUCCAUCCGCCACGCCGGAUCUCUAUUUGGACUCAUGUUUUUUGUUCUGGCCAUUGUCGAGUUUUUUGCUAAUUUCCUUAGCUGGUCGCUCUUUGGCUGGAUAGCAGAACAAGUCAUUUACAAAGUGCGAGUACUAUCAUUGCGAUCGAUUCUCGAACAAGAUCUGGCAUGGCACGAGUCGAAAGACCGCAAUCCUUCGCUACUACUCUCGCUGGUGACCCAGGAUAGCAACGCAUUGGGAGGUCUGACCGGCUCCGUGGUUUGUACCAUAAUUUCGAUCCUCGUCAGUCUCGUGGCGACGAUCACCAUGACACACAUCAUUGCCUGGAAGAUUGCCCUGGUAUGUCUAUCGGUGGUUCCAUUGCUGCUUGGUGCUGGGUGGAUGCGUCUCACCACGUUGGCCGACUUCGAGGAGCGUCAUUUGGAAGCGUUUGCCAAUGCCAAUGCCAUUACAAUAGAGGCCGUCAAUUCAAUCAAGACGGUGAUGUCGCUUUCGUUGGAACACGAAGUUCUCGUCACAUACCGUCGGUCGCUGCAAGGACCGAUGCGCCAAAUUGCCAGGCACAGUGCGUGGGCGAACUUGUGGCUGGCCGUCGGCUAUGGACUCAGCAACUUCCUCUAUGCACUGGCGUAUUGGUGGGGGUCGAAGCAGAUCAUCGCGGGCGAGUAUACACAAACCCAAUUCUUCAUUGUGCAGCUGGCUCUGCUCGUGAGCUCACAACUUUGGGGCCAGAUGUUCGCUCUGGUGCCGGAAGUCUCGCGCGCAUUCCAUGCCACUCGGCGGCUCUUGAACCUGCUCGAAAUUGGGUCGACCAAGCAGCUUUCAGCACCUCUCACGCUACUUGGUGAUAUCGAGGCCAUUGCGCCCGCCCAAGAGAAGGCCAUUUCGUCAUCCACUGGCGGCAUCAGCGUUUCCUUCAAGCAAGUUGAAUUUUCGUAUCCUGCACGACCGGACACUCGGGUGCUUCAUGGCCUUGAUCUGAACAUUAAACCUGGGCAAUUCGCCGCACUCGUCGGACCGAGUGGUGCAGGAAAGUCUACAAUAAUUUCACUCGUUGAGCGGCUUUAUAAGCCAGAUUCUGGUUCAAUCGAAGUUGAUGGCCACAGAAUUGCAUACAGCGAUGGUUCAUUCCGUCACGAGAUCGCCUACGUCCCGCAACAGAGCGUCAUGUUUGACGGAACAAUCAGAUUCAACCUGACCAUCGGCGCUAGACCUGGACAAAAAGUGACACAAGACGCGCUUGAAGAAGCAUGCAAAAUAGCCAAUAUCCAUGACACGAUCAUGCAGAUGCCUGAUGGAUAUGACUCUUCAUGUGGGUCAAAUGGCGACAGGUUGUCGGGGGGUCAGAAGCAGCGGCUAGCGAUCGCGCGAGCACUCAUCCGAAAGCCCAAGCUCUUGCUGUUGGACGAGUCGACGAGUGCCCUUGAUGCGGAAUCGGAGCGGUUGUUGCAAAAUGGACUUGAGAAGGCAGCGAAAAACAUGACAGUCAUCGCUAUCGCGCAUCGAUUGUAUACGAUCCGUAAGGCGGAUGUGAUUUUUCUCAUUGAGAAUGGCCGUUGCGUUGAUCAAGGGACUCAUGCGCAGCUUAUCGAGCGCAGUGAGAGUUAUCGUAUCAAUGCGCUGAACCAGGCGGUGGAUGGGUGA
This is a messenger RNA of Penicillium cinerascens, 3957 nucleotides long. RefSeq names its product ABC transporter ATP-binding protein. The annotation marks the transcript as partial. Gene Ontology annotation, biological process: transmembrane transport. The transcript is spliced from 3 exons. NCBI's taxonomy places the organism in Eukaryota, Fungi, Ascomycota, Eurotiomycetes, Eurotiales, Aspergillaceae. Gene Ontology annotation, cellular component: membrane. Gene Ontology annotation, molecular function: ATP binding; ABC-type transporter activity; ATP hydrolysis activity. The record is from RefSeq and is a predicted model, not a curated record.